GAACCCCCAAUAUUCUCUUUUCCCUCCGAACCGCCCUACGUUUCAAAAUCCCCAAUUCCCAUUCCCAACCCCUUCCUUUAUAUUUUACCCUCAACAAACAACUCAUCCCUCUUCACUUUACACCCUACCAUCCACCAUCAUCAAUGAGGUUUUUCAGCAGAGCUUCCGAUGAUUCAUCCACUCAACCGCCGCCGACGGCAUCUCCCUCACCAUCUGUUGCUUCUUCAUCCACCGCCGUAGCCCCCGGUCCGGCGAGACCUAUCCGCCUCGUCUACUGUGACGAGAAAGGAAAGUUCCAGAUGGAUCCAGAAGCGGUUUCUGUUCUUCAGCUUGUUAAAGAACCCGUUGGCAUCGUUUCAGUUUGCGGCCGUGCUCGUCAGGGCAAGAGUUUUAUUCUUAAUCAGCUUCUUGGAAGGAGUAGCGGAUUCCAGGUGGCAGCAACUCAUCGCCCAUGUACAAAAGGGCUUUGGCUUUGGAGUACUCCUAUAAAGAGAACAGCUCUUGAUGGAACUGAAUACAGCCUAUUACUAUUAGACACCGAAGGAAUAGAUGCUUAUGAUCAAACGGGAACCUAUAGCACCCAGAUCUUCUCUCUAGCUGUCCUCUUAUCAAGCAUGUUCAUAUAUAAUCAGAUGGGAGGUAUUGAUGAGGCUGCACUUGAUCGCCUCUCUCUUGUUACGGAAAUGACUAAGCAUAUUCGUGUAAGAGCCUCUGGUGGAAAGACUACAGCUUCUGAACUCGGCCAGUUCUCCCCAAUUUUUGUCUGGCUUUUAAGGGACUUUUAUUUGGAUUUAGCUGAGGACAAUAGGAAAAUAACUCCUCGUGAUUAUCUAGAGCUUGCAUUGAGGCCUGUUACUGGUGGUGUAAGAGACGUUGCUGCCAAGAAUGAGAUUCGAGAAUCGAUCCGAGCUCUUUUCCCUGAUAGAGAUUGCUUCACUCUUGUUAGACCUUUGAACAACGAGAACGAACUACAGCGUCUUGAUCAAAUUCCGUUGGACAGUAUGAGGCCUGAGUUUAAAUCAGGACUGGAUGCUUUAACAAGGUUUGUUUUUGAACGGACCAAGCCCAAACAAGUUGGGUCUGCUGUUAUGACCGGGCCCAUUUUUGCCCGUAUCACUCAGUCCUUUCUAGAUGCUCUUAAUAACGGUGCAGUGCCUACUAUAACCUCCUCAUGGCAGAGUGUGGAAGAAGCAGAAUGUGAAAGGGCAUAUGAAUCGGCUACUGAGCUCUAUGUGUCUAUCUUUGACCGCACAAUUCCGCCUGAAGAAGCUGCUAUGAGAGAAGCACACGAAGAUGCUGUUCAAAAAGUGGUGGCAAAUUUCAAUAGCAUUGCAGUGGGAGCUGGUUCUGCUAGACAAAAAUAUGAAAAACGUUUACAUUUAUUUUUGAAAAAGGCUUUUGAGGAUUAUAAACGGAAUGCCUUUAGGGAGGCCUACUUGCAAUGUUCAAAUGCCAUACAAAGCAUGGAAAAGAAACUAAGAAAAACUUGUCAGGCCCCUUCUACAAAAUUAGAGGACGUUCUGAAGGUUCUCGAUCAGCUUGUAUCAGAGUAUGAAGCAACCUCACAUGGUCCAGAAAAGUGGCAGAAACUAACUUCAUUCUUACGCCAAAGUUUGGAAGGUCCGCUUCUUGAUCUUGUAAAGAAACAAAUAGAUCAUAUCACAUCAGAAAAAAGUUCUCUUCAUCUAAAAUGUCGAUCAAUCGAAGACAAAAUGGAGUUACUUGGCAAGCAACUAGAAGCCAGCGAGAAAUACAAAUCAGAUUACUUAAAACGCUACGAAGACGCAAUCAACGAUAAGAACAAACUCACGCAAGAUUACACGAGCCGUAUAACAAAUCUUCAGAAAAACUCAACCUCAUUAGAUGAAAGAUGCACCAGUUUAUCAAAAACAUUAGAAGCUACUAAACACGAGUCAUUGGAAUGGAAACGACAAUAUGAAGUUUGUUUAGGUAAACAAAAGGCUAUAGAAGACAAAGUUGGGUCUGAAGUAGCCAAUCUUAAGGCCCGAAGCAGUGCCGCUGAGGUCCGUUUGGCUGCUGCGCAUGAACAAAUCAUGUCGGCUCAAGAAGAGGCUGAUGAGUGGAAACGGAAAUACGAUGUUGCUGUUAGAGAAGCAAAAAGUGCGCUUGAGAAAGCUGCUGCUGUUCAAGACCGGUCAAACAAACAGAUGCAACAACGUGAAGAUGUUCUUAGAGCUGAAUUUGCUGGUACAUUGGCUGAUAAGGAAGCUGAAUUAAAAGAUAGGGCUUCAAAGCUUGAACAUGCCGAGCAGUGUGUAACUACUUUAGGCUUGCAACUGAAGGCUGCUGAGUCAAAGAUAAUGAACUACGAUUCCGAUAUAUCUUCAUUGAAAAGCCAACUCAAGGAGCUCGGUGAAAGGUUAGAAAAUGCGAUUGCAAAAGCUCAAUCUUACGAAAGAGAAGCAAGGAUUCUAGAGCAAGAAAAAGUUCAUUUAGAGGAAAAAUAUAAAUCCGAGUUUGCACGGUUUGAAGAAGUCCAAGAACGAUGUAGAAAUGCCGAAAGGGAAACUAAAAGAGCAACAGAGCUAGCAGAUUCCGCUCGGGCAGAAGCGGUCGCUGCUCAAAAACAGAAAAGCGAAAUCCAGCGGUUGCUAGGUGAUCGCCUGACUGACAUUGCUCGGGCAGAGAGACGUGUCGAAAACCUAGAAAGACAAACGAAAGACCUGACGGAUGAUCUGGAAACCGUCCGAGCAGCUGAAAUGGAAGCUGUAUCGAAAGUCAAAAUGCUGGAAGCAAGAGUCGGUGAAAGAGAGAAAGAGAUAGAAAGUUUACUUAAGUCAAACAACGAGCAACGUGCUAGUACUGUACAAGUCCUUGAAUCCCUUUUGGAAACCGAACGGGUGGCUCGGGCGGAAGCUAGUAACCGGGCAGAAGAGCUUUCCGUUCGACUUCAGUCCACUCAACGGGAACUUGACUCACUCCAACGGGAAAUGACAGGUGUCCGCCUUAAUGAAUCUGCGUUGGAUAACAAACUUAAAACCGCUUCACAUGGAAAACGGGUCAGGGUUGAAGAUACGGUUGGUACAGAUUCUGUUCAAGAAAUGGAUAUUGAUGAUAGAGGGAAAAAAUCAAACAAAAGGAGCAAGAGUACAACUAGUCCUUUACAGUUUGGUUCUACAGCUGAAGAUAACAGCAGUAAAGUCAACACGGAAGAUUAUACAAAGUUUACGGUUUCAAAACUUAAACAGGAGAUCACGAAUCAUAACUUUGGUGCCGAGCUGCUUCAACUAAAGAAUCCAAACAAGAAAGACAUUGUUGCACUUUAUGAAAGAUGUGUUCUUGGUAAACAGUGACUCGGGUGAGUAAGUUUCUCGAUUACAAAGUCUAGUUAUGUCACGUGUGUAGAGAACGUAGGUGAUAGGUUGAGUCGUCGUUAGGUUGAUAAAUGUGUUAAGGCGGUUUUUUUUUCCUGUAAAUGACUAAACAACUUGCUUUUGUGUGGUGUUCUGGUGACUCUUUGGUUUGUUGGUUUUGGUUUUCAGGAUCAGGUAAGGACUGAGGAGUGAUGUGAAACUGUUGGUUUGAUUCGUCUUGUUAAGUGAUAUUUAAGUAGGCAAAGGUUUAUUCAAGAAUCCGUUGUUUUUU
This is a messenger RNA of Helianthus annuus (common sunflower), 3606 nucleotides long. Its product is annotated as guanylate-binding protein 3. NCBI's taxonomy places the organism in Eukaryota, Viridiplantae, Streptophyta, Magnoliopsida, Asterales, Asteraceae. Gene Ontology annotation, molecular function: GTPase activity; GTP binding. Bases 144 to 3314 code for a protein of 1056 amino acids. The transcript has 13 exons. The record is from RefSeq and is a predicted model, not a curated record.